Molecule: messenger RNA, 1569 nt
Organism: Diatraea saccharalis (sugarcane borer)
Lineage: Eukaryota; Metazoa; Arthropoda; Insecta; Lepidoptera; Crambidae
Source: the annotation of a GenBank genome assembly
UGCUUAACAAAUUAUGUCUCUUUUUGGAUCUUUGAUGGCCGACGUGGAGGACGAUCCAUUUUUCGGAUCGCAUAUGAGACACAUGCGCCAGAUGAACAAUAUGAUGAAUUCCUUGUUUUCUGACCCAUUUGGAAUGCUCGGUGGCGGAGGGCCGCUUGCCAUCACAGGACCUCGGCACGGAAGUUCACUCAUGCCAUUCAUGCCCCAGAUGCCGUCUCUAAACAGACUUUUUUCAGGCAUAACAGAUAUUGAUGGGCACAUGAGUGCUGGAAGUUCCUUUUCCAGUAGCACUGUUGUGAUGUCUAGCGGACCAAAUGGCAAGCCACAGGUUUUCUCAUCAUCAAGUAGCACUAAAAUCGGCCCAAAUGGCGUUAAAGAAACACGUAAAACAUUGCAAGACUCGCGUACUGGAACCAAGAAAAUGUCUAUUGGUCAUCAUAUCGGUGAACGGGCCCAUGUUAUUGAGCGAGAACAGAAUGUGUACUCUGGUGAUGCAGAGGAACGUCAGGAGUUCAUUAACAUUGAAGAAGAUGACGCCGAAGACUUUGAUAGGGAGUUCCAGCUGAAGACUGGUGCGGGUGGUGCACCCUCACGCGCACGUCUAGCAUUACCCGCCCCACCAACAUCUCAUGCCACCUCUCAACACAAUACAAGUAGCGAGUCGCGCCGGGCAUCGAACUUGCGGCCGCCGGCGCGCCGUCCCAUCCGUCCCUCCGCAAGCCCUCUGGCUUUACCCUCCAGUACGCGUGUCAGAGAGUUGUACAGCAGCGCGCAUCCAUCGCGGCAUCGUCACCGUCACCACAAGCACCGUUCGUCGCCCAGCGAACACUGAACCAGUACUAAUCGACAUAAUACUGCACGGUACACGACUAAUUUGACGACUUAGACUACAUUUGUAUGAGCAAAACGUACAUUACCUUGUGACCUGGGACGCUUCUCGCCACCUGUUUUAUCAUCAUUAAAUUUAAGCACGAGACAAUAUAUGUAUUUUAUUGUUACAUUAAUUGUUUAUAUUUCUAAUACUAAUGACUAAUGUAUUACCUUACCAACUUUCACUAUUUUAUAGAUUAGUUAACACGAAGAUUUAUCGUAAAGGUCUUUAUUCUUUGAACGUUAUAAAUAUACAAAUUAUUUCAUUGGCAUACUAGGUACACUCGAAAGGUGAAAUUGUUUCAAUUUUCAAAGUAAGCAAAAGAAUUAUCAUUCAAAAUAUGAAGUUAUUAUGAUUUACAAAAGACAAGAUCUAACGAGUCUCAUUAUAUUAAUGAACUUCUUAUAACAAAAUUAAUAGAAUUUUUUUUUCGUAUAUGUUGUCUGUGGCUCAAUUCGAUUCUUUAGUUCUGUUCUGCGAUUUGGUCGCUAAAAUUCUUAGUAAACAGCUAAAUGCUGUUUUAAUCAUUAUAUAUAAUUAAUGAAUCUUAUUAUUUGGUUGAUUCUGUGUGACAUGCUGUAACAAAGAUUGCAAAUACAAAAAUGAUGGAAAUUGUAUAAUUUAAAAUUUAACUGUAUGGAUUCGCUGUUUGAUUAAAAAAAAAUAACUAUGCGAUUUAGUAACUGCCUUACAGUUCC